CUUUUUUUAUUUAUGAUGAGUAAGCAACUUUUCUUCCCGUAGUCCUACAGCUGCUGGCCCUGUUGCUCAGCCAACAGUCCUGAGUCCUGUAGCCCACUUGUCACCAGAUGUCCAGAAACUCCAACACCUAGCAUGAUCUUUGUUGACCUGGGCAACAACUGAUCUGGUAUAGGUUUAUGAGAAACUGGAGUUACUUUUAAUUAAAAAUGCCUAACUCUAAAAGCAGAUCUCGGCAUAGGCACAAAGUUAGUCAAGAAGCUGGCCGGCGUGAAUUAGUCUCCAGGUCCUUGCAAAGUGCUCAGCACUGUCUGGAGGAUCAGGACUUUGGAACUGCAUAUGCUCACUAUCUCUUGGUAUUAAACAUAGCUCCUGAGCUUAAAAAUGAUGUUAAGGAAACAUUUCAAUUUACCCUUUUGAAAUGGGCAGAAGAGCUGGAUUCUCUUGCACGAAUUCAAGAUUUAUUUGAUUGCUAUGAGCAUGCCCUGGAAUUAUAUCCUAAUGAUGAAGUCAUAUGUAACAGUAUGGGGGAACAUCUUUUCAGGAUGGGUUUUAGAGAUGAAGCAGCUGCAUAUUUUCAUAAAGCUGUGAAGCUAAACCCUGACUUUCCUGAUGCAAAGGAGAACUUUUAUCGGGUUGCCAACUGGGUGGUAGAACGAUGGCAUUUCGUCAUGCUUAAUGACUCCAACAGAAAUUUGUUGUAUCAAAAAGCAAUCCAGAAAGCAGUCCAUUCAGGAUAUAGAAGUGUACUUGAUAUUGGAACAGGAACAGGAAUUCUCAGUAUGUUUGCUAAAAAGGCUGGAGCAUCUUCUGUCUAUGCUUGCGAGUUGUCGAAGACUAUGUAUGAAUUGGCUUGUGAAGUGCUAGCUGCAAACAAUUUGGAUGAAGAAAUCAAACUUUUUCACAUGAAAUCCCUUGAUAUAGAAAUUCCAAAGCACAUACCUGAAAGAGUUUCCCUUGUUAUCACUGAAACAGUAGAUUCUGGAUUAUUUGGUGAGGGAAUUGUAGAAAGCUUGAUCCAUGCUUGGGAACACUUACUUUUACCACCAGAGCCUAUUGAUGGCAGAGAUGAUUCUAAAAACUAUGGUAAAGUAAUUCCAGCAGGAGCUACUAUGUGGGGCAUGGCAGUGGAGUGCCAAGAGAUACGCAGACAUCAUAGAGUGGAUGUAAAAGAAAUUGCUGGUGUCUGUUUGCCAGAAACAUUGAAGUUUUGCAGUCCAACUUAUACUUCUGUAAACUCCACUGAAACCCUUGAACCUUACACUACUGAAAGGCUCAGCAGAGUACCUGGGGCUUAUAAAGUUCUUACGGAAACUUUUCAAGUUUUGACAGUCAAUUUUAAUAAUUUGCAGGAACUAAAAAGCUUGUCAACUAGUAAGCUAUCCAAGAUUAAGAUACCCAUUAUUAAAGAAGGAAUACUAGAUGCUAUUGUAGUCUGGUUUACACUACACCUUGAUGAUGAACAUAUUCUUUCUACAAGUCCAAAUGUGGACACCUGUUGGGAGCAAGCAGUCUAUCCUGUACAAGGUCUCCUUGAUCAUUCUGUAAAAUCUGGAGAUUGCAUUGCAAUGGAAAUAUGCCUCCAGGACUGCUAUCUGAGGAUCCAAAGAAUUUCUGUUAUGACUUCAGGAUAUGAAAUGGAUGUUGAAAGAAAUUUGAGGGAGAAGAACAGUGAAGCUGAACUCUGCAGUGCUCUAGCCAGCCUUCAGACAGCAAGCACAUUGGAAAAUGUGUGGCAAGAAUGUAUGCUGGAAUCCACUGAAAUUGCUUUACUGAAUAAUCUGCAGUAUCAUGAAUGCUUUAAAAUUGCAAUAGGAAAAGUGUUGUCAUCAUUGAGCCAUCAUGAACAGUCAUGUUCAAUGGAUGUGGAUGGCCACCAUCAUGAGCUUGAAAAGAACCAGAGCAAAAAUUCUGCAACUCUUGAUCCUCUGUAUGUAUUGGAUGUAUCAGAAGGCUUUUCAAUUUUGCCAGUAAUUGCAGGUAAAUUUGGGGCAGUUAAAGCAUACAGCUCAGUUGAAAAAGAUCAACACCAAGUAGCUCUCAGUUUGAUCUCAGAAGUCAACCAAUUUCCCAGAGAAACAUUAGAGUUUUGGCUUAGCCAUCUACAAGAUGAAAACAAGGUACUACAAAGGCCUAAGUCUGACAAAUUAUGGAGUAUUAUAAUUCUGGAUGUCAUAGAAACUUCUGGUUUAAUUCAGCAGGAUGUGAUGGAAAAGGCCGCAAUAUCUAGGUGUUUGCUUCACUCUGGGGGAAAGAUAUUCCCACAACAUGUGAAAAUGUAUGGAAUGCUUGUAGAAUCCAAUUUAUUAUUACUUGAGUCUGCCGUUCAAGGGACAGAUCCCACACUUGGUUUCAACAUAGCACCAUUUAUCAACCAGUUCAAGGUGCCUAUCCGUAUUUUUUUGGAUCUCUCCACACUCCCAUAUAUACCUUUAAGCAACUCGGUGGAACUUCUGAGAGUGGAUCUCAUGAAUCCUUACUUCAACAACAGCAGUACCGAAGUUGAGGUGGAGGUUUGUAAAUCAGGUCAAGUGACUGGUAUUCCAUUUUGGUAUCAUGUACAUCUGGAUGAGGAUAUUGUUUUGGAUACAUCAAGCAAGUCAUCUCACUGGAAACAAGCUGCCAUUGUGCUUGAUAAGCCCAUUCAGGUUCAAGCAGGAGAAAAACUUGUUCUCAGUAUUCAGUAUUAUAAAAGCAACAUCAGUGUUGCGGUAAAACAGUAAGAUACAAAUAGCUUCAGUUGAUUGUUAAUGUCUAAAUUCCAAAUUUAAUGUCUAUGAUAUGGCAAUCAUAGCCUUGGUAAAGUGUUAAUUUUAAACUACUUGGUGAAUUUGAAGAACAAGAAGUUAAUUCUGUAUAGGACAUCUUAUAUAUUGCAGGAAUUUUGUUUCUUCAGUCAUAAAAAAACUAUGGACAACAUAUACUGCACAUAAACCACUGUUUUUUUUAUUUUUGCAUUGCAGAAAAUUACUGAAUAAAGUGUAAAAAAAAUUAAAUGGGGAUUCUACAAUAUGCCUGCUCUUUCUUACUUUUUUGCAGAGUACUAAAACAAUAGUGAAUUAACUGAGAAACCAUGUAAGAUAAUACUGUAUUCUUUUAAGAUUUAUUACUCCUAAAGAUCCUGAAAUUGGUAAUCCUUAUUUUUACAACUGAGUCUGAAAAUACCUUGUCUCACAACAUGAUGUAUAAUGUUAAAAUGUUUCUAGUCUACUUAUAAAUCUUCAUUUUGAGAGAACCAGUAAAUAUGUUUGUAGUAAUUGGUUUCAGUGAGGAAAAAAGGCAUGUUCUUUUUCAGCUAUAUUUUGUAAUACAGGAUACAAAAUAAAGAGCAGAGUAUAUAAUCA
Molecule: messenger RNA, 3341 nt
Organism: Candoia aspera
Lineage: Eukaryota; Metazoa; Chordata; Lepidosauria; Squamata; Candoiidae
Gene: PRMT9
Product: protein arginine methyltransferase 9
Exons: 13
Coding region: 207-2720 (837 amino acids)
Biological process (GO): peptidyl-arginine methylation
Molecular function (GO): protein binding; protein-arginine N-methyltransferase activity
Source: RefSeq, a predicted model, not a curated record